Molecule: messenger RNA, 1857 nt
Organism: Pestalotiopsis fici W106-1
Lineage: Eukaryota; Fungi; Ascomycota; Sordariomycetes; Amphisphaeriales; Sporocadaceae
Exons: 3
Coding region: 1-1857 (618 amino acids)
Biological process (GO): maturation of SSU-rRNA from tricistronic rRNA transcript (SSU-rRNA, 5.8S rRNA, LSU-rRNA)
Cellular component (GO): small-subunit processome; nucleolus
Source: RefSeq, a predicted model, not a curated record
AUGGCCAAGAAGAGAAAGGCUUCCAGUAAUACUACUGAGCCCAAAGGCCCGCGCGAGUACGACCCAAAAGAUGCGCGCCUCGGCCCCGUCACGACCUAUGAGGAUGUCGCCGACGACCAGGAGAAGUACUGGAUGGAGCAGGAUGCCAUCAUGUUCAACGACGGACCAAAGUCCAAGAAGCAGCGGCGCGCCGAGGAGGAAGAGGAGUUUCUUGAAGAUUCCGAAGAAGAGGUUUUGGCCUACGACCAAGAUUCCGACGACGACGACGACGACGACGACGAGCUAGAAGAGCUCGCCCGCAACGCAAAGAAGUUUUCCAAAAAGGCCAAGGCUGCAGACUCAGAGUCUGACGGGGGCGACCGAGAAGAGGAAGACCCGGGCUGGUGGGGUUCGUCCAAGAAGGAAUACUACGAUGCCGACCAAAUACAAACCGAGGCCGAUGCGCUCGAGGAGGAGCAGGAGGCGCGGCGUCUGCAAAAGAAGCGACUGGCUAAGAUGACAGAUGAAGACUUCAUCUUCAAUGAGGACGAGUGGCUCGCAGAGAAACCAGAGGAGAAGGAGGACGCGGAAGUGGUCACCGAAGUGCUCAAGGAUGUCGAGAUUCCAGAAGACAUGUCGGCCGAGGAAAGGUUACGUAUCCUGCAAUCUCGAUACCCAGAGCUGGAAUAUUUGGCAGAAGAGCUUCUCGAGCUGCAGCCCUUACUGGUUACACUGCAAAAGGAGGCUGAUGGCCAGACGAGGAAAUCCGUCGCCACUGUCAAAUAUCGUGUUCUCGGCUGUUAUGUCGCCACGUUGGCCAUGUACUUUGCGACUCUGACCUCCCCAGCUCGCGAUUCCAACGGCAGUGUCAAGGCCCUCGAUCCAGCCGAGCUGCGAGACCACGAAGUCAUGGGCACUCUGCUUCAAUGUCGUGAGGCGUGGCAGCGUGUAAAGGAUUUGAAGGCUCCCAAGCCUGCCGAGAUAACAGCAGCCGCCCGGCAACCGGCGGACGAGGACUCGUCAUCUGUGGAUGACAUCACCCUCGCAUCGCCAAAGGCUUCCAACGACGUUACCCACACGAAUAAGGAAAAGAGAAAAGCCAAGCAAGCGCAGCGCAAAGCCCAGGAGAUUGAGGACUCCCUUGCAGAUCUGUCGACACUGGUGUCGAAGGCAAAGAAAUCGAAGAAGACAAAGACAGAGGCCAUUCCCGACGACAAUUCAGACUUUGGUGAAGAGGAAACUAUGGAUUCCAAGGCAGCGGCAGAAAAGGCCGCCCGCAAGAAGAGUCUGCGCUUCUACACCUCCCAGAUUGUCCAAAAGGCCAACAAGAGAGCUGGUGCUGGAAGGGACGCGGGUGGUGAUAUGGAUAUUCCCUACCGAGAACGACUCAGGGAUCGCCAAGCCCGUCUCAAUGCUGCCGCGGAGAAACGUGGCCAGAAGGAUUCGAAGCACGGCGCUGACCUGGGCGAUGACAGCGAUGAUGAAAAUCAGAAAGCUGCUGCAAUCAGGGACGACGAAGAUGAAUAUUAUGACAUGAUCGCCGCAAGAAGCAACAAGAAGAAGUCCGAGAAGACCGCAAGAGCAGAAGCAUUGGCCGAAGCAUCAAAGGCGGACAGGGUUGUAGAGCAAGAGGUCAUUGGAGAAGAUGGCAAGAGAAAGAUCACGUAUGCCAUCGAAAAGAACAAGGGACUUGCACCCAAGCGGAAGAAGGAGGUCAGGAAUUCGCGUGUCAAGAAGCGUAUGAAGUAUGCAGAGAAGCAGAAGAAGCUCAAAUCGAUGAAGUCGACGUACUCGGGAGGAGAGGGUCGCGGCGGUUACAAGGGCGAACAGACAGGUAUCAAGCCAGGCUUGAUCAAGAGUGUCAAGCUAUCAAAAUAG